Molecule: messenger RNA, 1089 nt
Organism: Penicillium macrosclerotiorum
Lineage: Eukaryota; Fungi; Ascomycota; Eurotiomycetes; Eurotiales; Aspergillaceae
Product: glycoside hydrolase family 16 protein
Exons: 3
Coding region: 1-1089 (362 amino acids)
Biological process (GO): glucan catabolic process
Molecular function (GO): hydrolase activity, hydrolyzing O-glycosyl compounds
Source: RefSeq, a predicted model, not a curated record
AUGCACGCUCUCUCUACUCUCCUGCCCACCUUGGGCCUCUUUGCCCACCUCGGCUCCGCUGCCUACUCGUUGGUGGAUGACUAUGGCAACACCGAUUCGUUCUUUGACAAGUUCGAUUUCUAUACGAGCUCGGACCCUACCAACGGAUACGUGAGCUACGUUGACCAGUCGACCGCUAGCAACGCUGGUCUCAUCAAUGCUUCUGACGGCUCUGUCUACAUUGGUGUCGAUACCACCAACACCGCCAGCUCUCCCGGCCGCGAGAGUGUGCGUAUCUCGAGCACGAAUACCUACACCCAUGGGCUCGUAAUUCUGGACCUCGCCCACAUGCCCGGCAGUGUCUGUGGCACCUGGCCUGCCUUCUGGAUGCUCGGCUCGGACUGGCCUAACAAUGGCGAGAUUGACAUCAUUGAAGGUGUCAGCACCAAUUCUCAGAAUCAGAUGACUCUACACACCAGUGACAGCUGCUCGAUCACUAGCUCUGGUUUUAGCGGCAACCUCCAGACUAGCAACUGCUAUGUCGACGCCUCGGGCCAGUCUGAAAACUCAGGUUGCGCAAUCCUCAGCAGCGACGACUCGUCCUAUGGAGACGGCUUCAACUCUGCUGGUGGCGGCGUCUACGCCACUGAGUGGACCAGCUCUGGCAUCAGCAUCUGGUUCUUCAGUAGCGGUAGCGUUCCCUCAGAUAUCACAAAUGGCAGCCCCGACCCCUCUGGCUGGGGUACUCCUAGUGCGGCGUUCUCCGGCAGCUGUGACAUUGACUCUCACUUCAACGAGUUGCAGAUUGUCUUCGACAUUACCUUCUGCGGUGACUGGGCUGGUGAUGUCUGGUCCUCCGACAGCACUUGCUCCGCCAAGGCUUCCACCUGCAACGACUAUGUUCAGAAUAACCCCAGUGCCUUUGACGAGACUUACUGGCAAAUCAACUCCCUCAAGGUCUACCAAGACAGCUCUAGCACCAAGCGUGAUGCUAUCCCGAAGCCUCACCCGCACGCUGCCAAGCACGUCGGUCGCUCUGCUCACGGUGCUCGUCCUGGACCCCGCCCCGCGUGGAAGCACCGCCGCUCGCAGUACAAGAAUGCCCAGUAG